AUGGGGGCUGAGAAACAAUGUCCCAAAGGUGGUGGAGUAGGUUAUGUUGGUGGCAUCCUUCAGCUUUUCGAUUGGAAGGCAAAAUCGCAAAAGAAGUUGUUUUUCAGCAAGUCCAACUCACCAGAGCAAUUGAAGCAGAAAAAGAGAAGUGAUGGGAAUUUGCCAAUGACACGGCUUCAUCUGAUGGAUGAGGAUGAAAUUGUAGCUGGGUCAAGUUUCAAAGGAAGCAGUGAUUACAGUUGUGCUUCGUCAGUAACUGAUGAGGAAUUUUCUGUUACUAAGGCCCCAGGGGUGGUUGCAAGGCUUAUGGGAUUGGAUUCGUUGCCAACGCUGAAUUUUCCAGAGCCUUAUUCUACUCCACUUUUUGACUCCCAGUCUCUUCGAGAUGCUCAAUACCGCAGAAAAAACCCAGACUGCCCUCAUCAUGAGCAUCAAAACAUGCAAACUGACAAUCUGCACAGUAAGGUGAAUGCCCCUGUUAGAAAUGCCUUGGAGCCAAAACCUCUAAAGAUUAUAAGUAGACCAAUUGAGAAGUUCCAUACUGAAAGUUUGCCUCCUAAAUCAGCUAAAUCGAUUCCCAUUACCCACCAUAAGCUUUUGUCUCCUAUCAAAAGCACUGGUUUCAUUUCAACUAAGAAUGCGGCCCACAUAAUGGAAGCAGCUGCCAAAAUUAUUGACCUGGGACCUCAGAUGAAUACUAAAGGGAAAAUGUCUCAAGCAGGCUCUUCUUCAGUUCCCUUGAGAAUUAGAGAUUUGAAAGAGAAAGUGGAAGCUGCUCAAAAACCAUGCAAACCUGCUGAACCUUCGCGAAGGCCAGUUGAAUACAAUGCUGCCAAAUAUCUUAAGGGGCAAUCUAUGAACAAGAGUUGCAAUGGAUUGGUAGAUACAACAUCAUUCAGGAUUUCUUCAAAUCCCGAAGAAUGCUCUGCUGGUUUAAAGAAUAAGGGAAAAUCUGUUUCUCUUGCACUUCAAGCAAAGGUCAACGUUCAGAAAAGAGAAGGAUUGAAUUCGAGUGGCAGCAGAAAUUUGUUUGUUCAACAAGAACAGAGUAAGGUUAUGUCAAGCCAGCUGUUUAAAAGCCAACCAAAUAAUACACAAAAGAAUUCACAUAAGAAAACUUCUAUACAUAAAAAUCCCAGUGUGCUCAGGCAGAAUAAUCAGAAGCAGAACUGCCCUACAGAGAGAGGAAAUCGGGCUAUACCUUCAAAGCUCUUGGAUUCUAACCCACAAGGUAGAAAAUCACAUUCUGUCAAUUCAGCUUUUGGGCAACAGAAAAGCUCAAGUAAAUAUGCAGGGAACUCCAAGGUUGUUUCCAGGAAGUCAGGCUUAGACAUGAUAGAGAGUAAAGAAGAAGUCUCAUGUUCUUCUACAACAAAUGUCCCUCGAAAGAAACGAUCUAUAGAUGGGGAUUUUCACUUGGAGAAAAAUCAGGAUGUCGGUGACAGGUUGAUUGAUAAAAAUAGGAAACUAAAUUUAUCAAAUGAACUGAUGAGUUGGGCUGAAAAUAGCAAAAGGAAAGGAAUGGAUGUUGUGUCUUUUACAUUCACCGCACCAAUGACACGAUCAGUAUCUGGUUCACAGACCUCCAGAGAGGUGGUAGAGAAAAGCAAUGGCUUUUAUUCAGAUUAUCGAAGUAAAAAGAUGCUUCUCGAUUCAGGUGGAACAAAUAGUUCUAGAUUUUCACUGGGAUAUAACGUGAUAGGAGGCGAUGCAUUAAGCACCCUACUGGAGCGAAAGCUGAAGGAAUUUGCUCAUGGAGUGGAAUCUUCUGUUUACAAAACAGGGAUGGCGGGUAGUACUGCUUCUACCUCUAACGAUUUCAUAACUGCUGUCAAACCAGUAACCACCACACCAAUGUUACAUGAUAGAAGGAGCGAAGACAAACUGUAUGCAGAUGAAAUGCAUGGCUAUUUUGCCCCUGGUUUUCCAUCAACUCAGCACUGGCACCCCAGAGAGAAUCAUAUGCCUGAGGGAGCUGAACAACUCGAAGAGUGUAGCAGCAACGAUACUGACGGCAGAAAGUUGCUCGAUUCUCGGCAUCCAAGUCCAAUAUCUGUUCUUGAACAUUCUUUUUUGGCAGAAAGUUGCAACUCCUCAGAUACUGCAGAGAGUAAGAGUACAGAAGGUAGCAAGCAAUCUUCGUCUGUCCAAGCUAAGGAGGUACUUGGUACGAGUUCUUCAAGGAAAUUCCAUUUGAUCGAAGCUGUUGCAGAUUUAUCUGACUCAGCUUCUUCCAUCUCUGCUAGAACCAUGGCCGGAAAGCAUGUGACUGUCUUCUCUGUGAAAAAUUAUGUGGGAGCAACAAAGUGGGAGCUGGAAUAUGUGAAGGAGAUACUAUCCAGUGUGGAGCUGAUGUUUAAGGAUUUUGCAUUGGGUCGGGCUCGUGAGAUCAUUACUCCUUAUCGUUUUUAUCUGUUGGAAAGUCUACACGUGGUGUUGGAAAGAGAUGGGGACAAUCCAAAGUUAAACCGUAAGGUUUUAUUUGAUUGUGUUAGUGAAUGCAUGGACAUCAGAUGCAGGAGGUAUGUGGGUGGGGGAUGCACGACAUGGGCAAAAGGGCUGUCUGUGGUGAGAAGAAAAGAGAGAUUAGCAGAAGAAGUGUACAGGGAGAUCUUAGGGUGGAAAGGCAUGGGGGACUGUAUGGUAGAUGAGCUUGUGGACAAGGACAUGAGUAGCCAAUACGGAAGAUGGCUUGACUUUGAAGUUGAAGCAUUUGAACUGGGAGUGGAGAUUGAGGGUCGGAUACUUAAUUCUCUUCUUGAUGAAGUUGUUUCCGAUAUCUUGCCUCUCUGACAGCUUGACUGUAAUGUUCCCUCUACAUUAUUCUUCCAUCACUUUUGUGUUCUUUUAUUUUGUAGAGUUAGCUGUUAAACUUAUAAUCAGGUGCAAUAAUGUAGAGCCAGCUUUUGGAUGUUUAUACAGAUAAUCUGUUAGCCUGCCCUCAAAAGUGGUACUAGUACAAAACUAACCAUAUAUCUUUAGAAUGCUGCAUAUGGUGAAGGCUACUAGUACAAAACUAACCAUAAUUAC
Molecule: messenger RNA, 3030 nt
Organism: Ilex paraguariensis (yerba mate)
Lineage: Eukaryota; Viridiplantae; Streptophyta; Magnoliopsida; Aquifoliales; Aquifoliaceae
Source: the annotation of a GenBank genome assembly